Molecule: messenger RNA, 16079 nt
Organism: Spirometra erinaceieuropaei
Lineage: Eukaryota; Metazoa; Platyhelminthes; Cestoda; Diphyllobothriidea; Diphyllobothriidae
Source: the annotation of a GenBank genome assembly
AUGAAUUCGGUAACCGAACCGACUAAUUAUUUUGAUUUUUGUCCGUAAGACUGCUGGUCCGAUUAUUAUCUCAGCGUUUAUUUUAUAGACGCGAAAGUCUAAAAGUCGUGAUGCACGUGCAAGUUAGUCAUGGGCAUGGAGAGAAGCAUUUUGAAAGACAAGUUUGAUGUUUUUCGUCGAGAGUAAUAACGACAUUGGGGGCUUACGCAAAUUGAGAACUGCCUGCAUCUGACAUACGUAGUAAUACAGAAAUGCGUAUUACGUACGCAUUACAGUACUGUAGAGUAUUGUAGCACGCGACUGACAAAUCGAUAUACUUCCCAUUUCCGCAAUUCCUUCUUACAGUUUAUAACAAAUAAAGUUUUUUGCUGCUUACCCUAGCUACCUAUACUUUUUAAGUGAAUCCGAAUUAGGAUAUAAUUUUAAAUAUCUUAACAUAUUGGGAUAUUAAUUAAUAUCCCAUGGGAUUUUUUAGCUCCUUCCCACCCUGCUGGUGUCAGCCCGCCGAGCCCCAUCAGAUCUUGCGGGCCGAGUUGCCUCUGAGGGAGCUACCUGGGGCUGUGGGCGGGACUGCAGAGGUUCGUACAACUCAGCACACUCUAACCCAACCACUGCAAAAAAUUGCGCAUUGGGACGCCUCCUUGACGUCGGUUUUGGCACAGCGCCUUCUCGCGAGGCGUUAUUUUACCACUCUUAAGAAUAACGCACUGAAAUCCACAAACGUUUCAUACCAUUCCGCAUUUUAAUUAAAAGGUGGAAUCGUCUGAAACUAAUAUAGUUUACUAUAAUAGUUUAAAGGUGUUUUGUGUGCCUAUCAAUUCAACGGAAUGAUUCCGAAUGCCGCAACUUCCAUCGUCCAUGGCUGGUCCCUGUAAAUAAAAAACACACUAGAAACGCAUUUAGUUGAAGGAGACUUUAGUUUUUUGAAAAGCAUCCUUCGAAUGUCAGAGCCUGCAUAUUUGUGCUUGCAUGUAAAAGUUAAACUUAUGUCAACUUAAGCUUAAUUGGUACUUGUUGAUGAAUAAGUUAGAUCCUGUACAAAUGAAGUAAAAGAUUAUAUUUCUCAAGUAUCGAUAUUUACUCACAAAUUUUGUUUUACGUGUGUAUUAGGAUCCUUAUAAUUCAUUUGUGUGACUCAAGUCAUAUGACUUAAUUAUUCAUAUAAACCAAUAUCUGUUUCUUCAAAUUGUGAAAGAGAUUUGGGCUACUGAAGCACUCAUAUUUUACAGAGGUGCAUACCUAAAUUUAUGAAAUGGGCUAUAUGGAGGCAUCGCACACGUCAAAUAGAGUAUAAAUUUUACUAAUGGUAUUUUCCGUGUCCACGAAAGUAGUCACGAUUUCGCAGUCAAUAGCGUCAGUGGUCCCGCCGAGAAACUUAAUAAAUGUUUUGUAAUGAGGCCAAAUUAGACGAUUUAGCCUCUGGGCUCUUUCCCAACUCCCAGCGGGACCAUCAUAUCGGUCUCAAGACCCAUGGAGCCAGUCAUGUCGUUAUAGCGAUAGGACGCGCCAUUAAUUGCUUUCUUAAAUAUGCGUUUCUCUCCCCCGUCUUCUAACCGAUUUUGCUUUAAUUUUUAUCAAAAUCCAAAGCGUAGAACUGUUUUCCUACGCAACCUGAACAAAAACACCGAAAACCGCCUGCUUUUCUUCAAUUCUAUCAGCUAAAAUUAUUUAUUUACCUUUGACCGCAGUCCAUUUUUAUCUGAAAAUAGACCCACAUUUAAGCACAUGGACGGUAAAAGUCAACAAUCAGAAGAAGUGUGCGUUGAAAUUCGUGUAUUUUUGAAGAUAAAGUGAAAUCUAUGGAAAUGGUUAUGUCAUAAGCUUCGUGAUUAUUGCCUAACCGGUGGUCAAACGACAGAUAGCAUUUGUGAUUUUGACGCAUUGCAGCAAAAUUAACGUUAUCAGUUGAAGUUGGAAGUGGUAAACAACUGUGAAUUGGAUGUUUUUAUUUGGCAUUGUAAUAACGUUUUUCUUAAUUUAAGCGCGUUCUCGCGCACACUUGUACGGGUUUAAAAGUGGAGGUAAAUUUCUUGACACAGUUUCAUCUGCACUCACUGAAAUGGCAAUGAACAUAUUCUGUUCUCACAGUAAUGCGCAACAUUCAAAUGUACUAAGGUUAGUCUAGGAUAUACGAACGAAAUUAUAGCCAUUUUCAACCUCACGUGUUUUGCGCGAUUUGAUCAGCAUACAUUUCCGCAUAUAUAAGGUCCGCCAAUUCAUAAUUUAGGAGAUGUUUAUUAAUAACAACAUGACGUCCUCAACUGACUGUUCGUAUUUGACAAAGCUUCACGUGCACUAAUCCUGAGACAAAUUUUCAUCGAAACUUCACAUUUUACUGAGGCUUCUGGGUGCCUUGAUAAAGUGACUUUAAGGCGACACAUAGAAUGAACUUCAUCGAGCAAAAUGACAUCGGUGUUUACUGUUGCACAGUGAAUAAAUGUCAGAUAAGUGUCGGAUUAAAAUGGAGUCAUAUGACCUUCAUUCUUCCGACAGGAUACUUCUACAGAGCAGAGUAGAUUUUUUGUUUGAUUUUGUCAUUUGACCACUGAAAAGAUAAACUCGUUUAAAGCUAGAUAUGAUGGUCGGGUAUUCAAAUUCGCGGUUCUUUUGGUGUUACUUUCGAUAAUAUAUUAUACUUGUUAGUUUUAUGAUGUUUUGAGCCAAUGGCCGAUAUUCUUAACGUAGCAGAUAAGGUACGGGAAGCAAAGUGCAAGAGCAAACGUCCGACCUGAUUGUCCCUAUUUUCGAUUUAAAAUCUUUUUAUAUCUUAGAACACAGCCACAUUUUUUUGAAAAAAGCCGGCAUUUACAGAUUCUAAGCGAUGAGCUCUUAUCGCCAGGAUUUCUUCACAAACGUUUGACAAAAUGCAUAUAUAUGGUUUACAAAUAGCCAUUAAUCAUCAGCGCUCUGUUGGCCUGUUCGUUAGAAUAGAAGCAUAAUUUGUAUGCUUUAUAAAUUUAUGCAGCAUUCUGACUAAUAUUGUGAAUCACUGUCAAUAUUCUAUGUUAAUUAGGACAAAGCAGUUCGGCCUCAGCCUAUUCCAAUGCGAUCUCUAAGGCAAGAUAACGCGAGCAUGCUUUGAUACAUUUACCUCGGACUAUAUGCAAUAUAUAACUCGCAAUUCUGAUAUCAAUAGUAGUGUCCUAUGCGGUUUCAAUUAGCUGAUUUUAUUAUUCAAACACUUCAACCUAUUUAAACUGACCUUUUACACACACACACACACACACACCUGAAAUUGAAGGAUCAACGGAUUAUCGUUUAGAAGUUUCUCAUUAAGGUCAGACGUAAUUUCUUAAGCCGGUGCCAAUCCUUAAUCCGCCGAAAACAGUGGGUCUUCCCAACACGAUUCAUUUUUAAGCGCAUAAAUUUGCGUAGAUUGUGACCAGUAUCGCUGGAUGUAUUUUAAAAGAGUUUUAUCACGGUAAAGAGUACUAAAAGUUGUCUGUUUACAGAAAAGUGCUUCAUUAAAGAUUGCUUACAUACAAAUAAUUGGUGACGGUUCCCGAUUGGCAGGACACUGACAGGCAAGUUUGCCUAUGUUGAUAUACUUUUUAACUGUUUUAGCUUAAGGACCUGAAAAAAAGUUAUUAAUAAACUGUCGGUAUCUCACGUAGUAUAUUCGGCCCAAGCAUUGGUUAAUUUAUAAACAAAAUAAAAAAAACACUUCAGUCGACAUGGGUUUCUUUCUGGCUCAGGUAUAUUUCGUUUUUACAGAUGAUAGUUGUCGCGACACAAAUUAUUUUAAUUGUUGGACUGAACACCGUCAAAAGUCAUGUCCUUCAUACGGAUGAGCACCACGAAGGUUUUGAAUUCUCUGUUUAUUCGUUGCCAACCGAUAUUCACGUCGCCAACUUGGAUUACAGAAGCAACUGCUCCAUCAGUCAGGAUAUGCCAGCUACCAUAUCGUCCCUUCGGCGGUUUUCUCUCGAUGAUCACCAUCCGGACUUCACAAAAUUUUUCCAUGCUACUCUUGAGGUAAGACUAGUUUCACAUCUAUAUCUCAACAGGGUUUUUUAACAUCUGACCCUUCGAUUACUACUUUACUUGCCGCAAAUAAUUGCAUGGUUCUGGUAAUUUACUCACAGAGACAUGCAGAAUGUGGUGAACUGUUUGACCGUAUAACAUUCACCGCCUGCGAGAAUCCAAUGACUCUUAUUUCUGUAAAUUAGUUUCUGAUUCUUUCAAAACCCCUAGCCAAAAUUUCUAAUGUACAUUUGAGAAUCUGAGUGCAACAAAGAACCCUAUACGGGACGCUAGGUGGCCGGUGGCGUGUAAAACCUCUUUCAACUGUGUCGCACAUCGGCAGGAGGUAGGCGAUACACAAAUUCGAACCUUUUGGCCAGUCUUCUUGCUCGGAGUUUUGUUGCACGAUUUUAAGGGUAAAGUAUUCUAAAAUUUGCCGGCGUUAACGUGGGACUUUAGUGUGAUGAUGGUACUCAACUAAUCUGCACACAUGCACUAAGAACAAAUCAUACUAGUCAUCAAACGAUGAAGUUACCUCGCGUAAAACCCGCCACGUAGGUUAAAUUUCGGAUUACGAUCUCGUUUGAUGCUUAAAAAAAUCUCAAUGGGUUUCAUUAAGGCGUGCCCAGGCUCACAGUGUGAAGUUUGAAAUGCAGAAAUGAAUGACAAACAGGAAAUAAUAGAGCAAAUAUGUCCCCACGAAAUUACAGUUACGCUUUUGUGGGAGAAUGGGUUCUUCAAAUGUCAUAUUCCCCUCAGAUACAUUUAGGAUGGCGGAGGAGGACCGCAGAGCACAGGGGAUGAGAUGCGCUUUAAAAAGAAAUUAACUUUCCCGUUUCUUCAUCAGCCAAGAUCAGGCUGUAGAGUAUUUUUAAGCCCUUCUCUUUCAUAAAAUUAAACCAUAACUUCGUUAGGGACAAAGCUCUCCUCGAUGGAAAACGUAUAUUCGACGAAGGUUCGGAGAGAAUAUGCCAAAGAACUGCAUAAAGCCACUUCAGUCACAUCAUCGUGACACAUGUGUGUAUGAACAGUCGUUGAGGUUUGUUAUAAUUCUGACGAGAAAUUUGCUGCAAACGAGUACGUGGAUGAGUUAAAAAAGCUCGGAGUCUCUUUCCAGCUUCUAAAUCAGCUCUGCUGUGCCCCACAGGAACGCUGAAGUAGGCCGACCUGCCGAAACACAGAGGAACAUAUAACAUGGACUAGAUUCGAGAGAAUUUUCCCUAACCCUUUCAGACGAAGACCGUCCAAAUCACACAAAAACAUAUUUACGCCUCUGGAGCAAGGCUUGCAAUUAGCCCACUCCCCCUUUCCUUCUGCCUUGUAACAAGAACUUUCCGAACCGCUCAUUUUGUCUGGUGUGGCUAUAAGGAAGACACCUCUGCAAUACGUUCCCCAAAGCUUUAAUGGGGGUAAUAACAGUGCAAGAUUAAAAACACCGUUCGUUGUGCAUGUCAGAUGGAAGAUUUAUGCAGUUACACAAAAGUUCGCGUGCCGCUCCCCGGGCUGUGCGUGUGCGUGUGUGUGCGGUUAGAUGAAAUGUAAGGCUAAUAUCACUAUAAAAGGAAACCUCCUGCGAGUCACGGUCCCUGCUCUCACUCUGCUGCGAAACGCAGGGUAGACAUCGUCGGUCACGACGGCCGAACUCUCAUGUGCCAAAUUAACGCUAGCAUGAUUGUAGUUUCAAAUUGGCAAAAAGUGUUUCUUACAACCAUGAGAGUCUCCAGAGACAGUUGCUUAAGAUGCACUGACCUUUCGUCUGUGUAUUUAAAUUAGGUUCACUACCACCGGUUCAGUCUCAGGAAUCGAUAGUCGCUUGAUAUACACCCACUUAAAUUUGCAAUAUGAACAAACCAGCUUAGUUUGAAUUUUUUGUAGCCCUAGGUUUGCAUAAAGGGCAUCUUUUCAAUCAGUUAGGGGGAAAUGUUGGGUAGAUCUUGCAUGUUACAUUUACCUCUGCGUUUCCUUGUGUCAGUCGACUUUGUUGUUCUACUGAUACUAAUUUGCAAGACAAACUUAAGUUCUUUUAGUUUAUUUCAUAUACUCCGAUUUUGAUAAUAUCAGGCUUCAAGGACUUCCAAUACGAUUACGUGCGAUAGCGAUCCAACGAUAUUGUCUUCGAGAAAUUUUCCAGAAAUUGAGCUGACAUUGAGUUCUCCAAUGGCGUUGAGUUCUUUCAAAUCACUCCAAGCCAAGCAGCUGGAUGGUCAUCCAGAUUUAUUCAUCUUAAGUGUUUAAUGCAUCAGUUGCAUCAUUGUACUUUUGUUAGAAUACAGCAGUUUACCUUACAGACGAGAUUAUAUUGCCUAAUUGCUACUGAAGUGCCUAUUGCAUCUUCAGAAAGGGAUCUAUGAGUAUUGGAUGCAGAACGUCUUAAGAAAUCUAUCUUAUAUAAACUGAACUUACGCAGAAUACCUUGGAAUGGCUACUCAGCGUCAAAGAGACCCCGAUAAGGAGCCAUUUUCGCAAAGAUUGCCGCACAUUCGACUGUCCGAACGUUAAAUAUGCAGUCCGACAUGGAAAAGAUUUUGAAGAGUUGCGAAAAGCCGUAAAAAGUGAAGUGUCUUCGAAAAAUCAAUUCUACUAUCCAAUAACAGCUUUUUCCAGAAAGAGUAAUGUGAUAAGGUGAUGCGCAUCUGGUAAAUAGGAUCGUCCAAUGUUCGGUACGAUUAGCAGACCUUGUCGGCAGGUUUUAGUGGUGCCUUGCGCAACCUUGUGAACACAAAUUUGGACUGCUCAUGGGAAAGUCCAAUUGCAGCUCCUGUCCCGGCCUCUUAAAGCAACGGGUUGUUAAAACCAAAUACCCUUUCCAUUAGACAACAAAAAACAGUCAAUAAUUCAGUCUCUAUCCGCCUGAUGGGCUCCAGACUCUUUUUGGGAGAGAGUGUAGCUUAUGUCAGAACUACCGGCUGUUUCUCCGACAGCGUCCAUUAGUUACAGCGGACAGGGUACCGCUGCAAAUGUGUAAACCUGCCCCCUGUGCAAAGUCUGCACCAAAUUAAUUAGUCUGCAUCCGCUAAUUUCUCUAUCCUCGUAGUUUGCUAACGAAAUCCCGCACACUGGGAUCUGGAUACGCACCGAUUUAAGGGAAUGACAGUACUUCAGACUGCAGCUGUAACAUCCCAGUAGCGACUACCUACUUCACGUCUAGCUCCACAUCAUAUGACCUUCACUUCUAGAAGCUGGAUGUGAGUUCAUAACGAAAACUGUCACUAUCGAGGUGAAAUGCAGCACGCCUGCUAACGCGUUCAAAGAAUUUUGAAAAUAAAAAAGGGCAUCUGUCGUACAAUGAAGAGCUGAAGGUGACCGUCUUUGAGCAGAAGUAACCCUUAUAAUAUGAUAGUGUGUUCCUGUCGUCCAUCCAAUCGACGUGUAACACCGAAUGUCUGAUAUCAGCAGCAGUUAAGAAAGAUAUGGGCAGGAGAUACAGUAGACUAUAAGCUACGUUUUUCGAUUUUGGGACGGACAGACAUGUUGGUAUUUGCAUUAAUCACUCACCCAGUAAUUUCGGGUUUAGUAAAGCUCAAAAGUUUUAAUUCCGUUUCGGUCACGUUAACAUUAAAAAAAACCGAAAAUUUCAUGCAAGACUGCAGACGCACGCGUUUAAGGUCAGCCGUGGGAUAUAUGCACAGUAUGCCUGUCUACAGGAUCGGUGAAUAUCAUUUCACCGGCAUUAAUCUUUCCGAAAAAAAAGCAACAGAACAACGAACUCGGAACCCAAUCCUAGGGUGCCGGAUUGCCUGCUGCUAACUGAUGACGGUCAAUAAUCCAUAGACGGUUAUCCCGGUUCCCUUUUCCUUGUCGGCGUACCCUCUCUUGUACCCGAUCAUAAAUGAUGUUGUCUCAGCUAUGCAGCCAUUUUAUAAUGAACUCUGAUUAAAGCAUUUUUUGUUGAACGAGCAUUGCCAGUACGGCCAGCGUAGAAACAUCCAGACAUUUUUCAUGGUGAAAAACCUUCCAGGCUGACGCGCUGCUGAUCGGGUUUACUUGGAGGGGCUCAACCGAGGACAGCACAUAAUACAGUUAUUCACCUUCUCUAUCCGCCGCAUACAUACCGUGUUGUCAUGUCACCGACACUCUUCGACCACCCCCCUCAAGUAACCACCUGGGAUGGCCUACAGCUUAUGUUCUCAUUUGUGCCAGAAAAUUAUGAAGUUCUGCAGCGUGUUGAUAUAAGCGUUUCCGGCUUGGUGGUCCGGAAUGGAUUGUUAUUUCGCGGUGAAAUAAUGGUGCAGGCUACUAUGAACUGUUUCCUUGUAUCAUAGCCCGAAAAGGAUAGAUAAGCAAACUUCGAAAAAAAGACUGACUGAUCCAUUUUAGUAAUCUAUCCCAACGAAAGAAGAUAUAUUGGACCAACUCGUAGUAAUGCAGCUCUGCAGAUAGCAUCAAAACUUCUCGCUGACUUAAAAAAUUUUCAUAUCACACAACAGAAAACACAUAAAUUAGAGCUUCAUACAGAGGAAGUGAAAUUUCACCUCAGGCAUCACUGGAUGAAAUUCUCAUUUCAUGGACUCCAAGGGCAUAAUGCAAACAUACAAAUAAUGACGGGACACAACAGAACUAUUAAGAUUAAAAUUGCAAGGAAAAAUGACUUCCACAGUCCUCUGAGUUGAAACUGCAUAAAGAGGUGUCUGGCAUUGCGGGGUGACAACCUCACUCUGAAUUAUAGAACACGUAUAGCGUGUACUAAUUAGCGGGAAAAAACAACGAUAUUGAGUAAACCGCUUAAGCAUACAUGGGGCAUUGAACUCUGUCACAGUUUUCAUAGAAGCCUGUUAAAUAAAACUGGUGAUGUCACAGUUUGGUUGUUUAGCUGACAGUUAAGGAUGCUUUAAGGUGGUUUAUGCAAAUUUCACAUUGUGUUCUAUUAUUGACAAACGGCUGUGACUGAUAGGCGAACACAAUUUACCCGCCAAACUGACUCAUCUGGCAAUUUCUGGGAGUUUAAACGCAAGAAAUGAGCACUUAAUUUAUUAUCUGCAGCUCAGGCUGAUCAGCAAACGAUGUAACUGCCUUUAUCCACCAACGGGAAAAUGCGCCGGGAUAAGAAGCCUAUUAAUCCGAAUCAAAUAGCCUUCUAAACUUUUGUUUUGAGUUUAUGCGGUCAAAUUUCUAAUGGGUUAGUCUGCUUACUUUCUGUUAGGCGUGUCAUGCUACAGACCAUAGAAUUUCUGUCGCAAUGCGAUGAACAGCUUUAGUUUCCAUCGGUGAGUUUGCUAGCGCUGAUCUAUGCUGAAGAAUCAAACCUAGUUCCUGCUCGUUUAGACGAUUUAGGACAUCAUUCCUCUCAUUUAACCGGUGGACCUAUAGGAUUGAAUCGUUUUCUUAUGGUUUUUUGAGUUAAUCUCCCAGGACUUUGUACUUUAGCGCAAAAUAACGAAAGUAUCUUCUUUACCAUCGAGACAGGGAAACACUUCAGCUGUCGUUGUGAUUUGAAUAAAAUCUUUUUCUGUAUAAGUACACGGAAUAGUCGAAAUUGAACCAUUUCUCCGGGUGUAUCUAAUUAUUUCUAGGAGCCAAAAAUAUGUUCACAAAAGUUCCGGCCACCACAUCCGGAUGCCAGCUGUAAAGAUAUGCAAAUUGUUCUCUUGUUCAACCACACGUAAUUGAAGUAAUCGUAACACAGUGCGCCAUUUUGCGCAUGUGACAGAUGUUGUACCUAUGAUUUGCACAAAACACUCCAUUCUGAGUCGGAGAUACCUUUUUAUAAUCUUACUCAGGAGCGGUGGGAUACAACAGGGCGUAAAAAUUGCCUUGAUUAUGGGCAACUUAAUAAUGGACUUUGGCACGUCUGAGCGGAUUACCGCGACGAAAGCCAAAGCCUCAUUGGAAGAAAAAUAUUAGAGUUGAGCGCACACUUGUGCAGUGUCCAAUACUCUACUUGUUUCAAGUUCAACAAAAUAAACGGUGAUUUUUCCUGAAGCGAGAUUAAAGAAAUUCUGUGAAAUUCUCCCUCACUGAGUUGAUUAGUAUACUGACGAAUUGCGUCCGGUUUUGGACUGCGCGCGGUUGAUCCUUGAGGAGCAUUAACUAUUUUGACGAGCCAAAUGAUUAGUACGUAUAUUUUGCCAAAUAUCUUUGUUCUAGGUACGUCAUCCUUUCCUUGGAAUUAAAUGGACUUCCGUUUGAAAUGUUUCCACGUCUGUCGUCCAACAUCGCUACUGAGAUUAUCGGAGCGUUUUAAAUUUGUCGCAUUCUGCAGGCGUAAUCGUCUUUUGACGUUUAUAAACCUUCCCUGCCCUGAAAUUGUGACGGGCCUGUGUCGAAUUUCACGUUUGUCGUUAGUAUUAUAAAAGACUGGUACUAAAUAACAGUACUUUAUGUUACUUGGCGCCACACUUGAUGCCGAACGUGUUCUCAAAACAGCUGACAUGCGUUGAUUUUUUCUGUAGAAAUUCAAAUCGCUGUAUCUUCCUGAUUCGUUAUCUGUGUUAUGCAGCAUCAGGUCGCGGUUGCUAAGCCGUCGCCAAACUUGUUAAUUCCAAUAAAUUCUGCUCCGGAAGUCCGUUUAAAGGGUAUUAUAAGAUGCUCAAAUAAAUUUCAAGGUCAGCAAAAAAUCCAUGGGCAAAUCGACAAGAUAAUGAACACAAAUAUUACCUUCUAUCUCCGAGUGAGGAAUCUAGAUUGUAUACACUUUACGAGCGGCACGCCAAUAAAAACCUCGCCUUUAAUUUAAAGUCGCCGGUUACCGGAUAUGUCGAUUUGAAUUGUUCUCAGUCGCACAGGGAAUUUGUAUUGUCCCACACUGAGUUUUUUUCAUAAGUGCAGCAAGCUCUUAUGUCCUUACUUGAAGGGGAACCACGAAAAUAUUUCAAAUGUGACGGCCUUGCUGAGUUUUGGCCCCGGCAGUGCAAAACAAAAUCUGCUACUUAAAAUUUCGUAUCGGGAAGAAGAGAAACACAAUAAACGUCCGAGUCUUGGUCAAGGUAAUUUAACAAAUAUAAUUUGCACUCAUCCUUUGUAAUUUUUCAUUUUCCUUCACUUGUUUGUAUGGAGCCUUGUCUAUAUGUUUUUAUCGAUUACUCACGGAAAGUGCCGGAUACCACGAGGCGAAAACUCCCCGAAAAAUGUCAGCUAGCCGAUCUACUGCAGCAUCCUCUUCCUUCAGAAUUAUUCUAGGCCCUCACGUUUUCUGAAAAUGUAAGAAUGCUCAUUUUGCAAAUGUGAAAAAAAUGUAAACAUGGGAAAUGGGUAGAUGAGUAGAAAUUCAAAAAACUAAUCAACAGCCCGCUACCGCCUUGUUGGAAGGCAGGAACAUUGCGGUUUUGGUCAUCCAUAGUGAAUAUGGCUUGCUUCCAUUCAGCAUCAUCCAUACCAUAAUUAUGUAGAUUGGAUUGCCUCCAGACAGACCGUUUACUCAGGUAGAAGUCAAAAAACAGUUUUAGAGACCUUGAAAUCCCACGUAGAUCAAAUCUUUUUUGUCUCUUGCUAAUCAACACAGGAUGCGAGACCAGAUACUUUGAACCGCAGUUAGCGGCCUUUCGUGCGUUCCUAGGGUUUAUCUGUAAUUUUGCAAAAAAACAUUUUAUAGAACGUAGUUUCAUGUGGGGCGUCGUGGGACAUUACAAUUUGGAGAUGUGAGUAAAUCGAUAAACCAAACGGAAAUACGGCUUCCCUUCGAAAAACCAUCUAGGAAAGAGAAUGUUUUAACUAACGGAAGACAUUGGCAGACAAGCAGAGGGUAACUGUCAUGAAUACAAGCGAAGGGGAACAGUAAGCAUGUAAACGACUUGAGGUUACUGCCGUUCGGUAACGUCAAAUGUCGUGUAUGGAUUCUACAACUCGGACCAACAGAAAUUGCGUAUAAAUGCAAACUUCCUAAAAGUUUUAAGCAGUGCGGCCGGCCAGCAUAUUGUCGCCGGUACAGGUAUUGCGACAAAGUAUCUGUCGAAGACUUACGCCACAAGUACUUAUCAAGGUAGCAGAGCCAGAAACGCUGGACCGGGAGCAGAUUUCCAUCAUUCUUGCGUGUCUCCUGGUUAUUUCACCUAUUUGAUAUCAAACCGACAUAUUUGGUGAUGAAUGCAUCCCCAACAGAGAGAAGCGUGGAAAGGUGCUGCUGAAGACAAGAGAGUUUGAAGUGGACGCUUCUGAACAAGCUGUCUUUGCCGGAGUUGCAUAUUUCAACCCCGGACUUGGAGUGCGUAAAGUUCGAAUAAGCCUUCGGUUGGCAACUUAACAAACGUUUCAUAACGAGGCCAUGUGGUCUCUAAAUAAAUUGAAAGGACCGUUUUUGAUCCACAGUCAAGAUGAGUAUGGCAAAGCCUUCUCGUUUGUCUUUGAAUCCUCGCGAUUGCGGCGAUAUAACGUGAGCGCGCAGGCUAAUGCCAGAGAAUUUCCUCAACGAGUAACACUGCUGUCGCUCCUAGAUUGGGAGUUGGAUGUAAGAGGAAGAUAUCCUCCCGGAGCGACCUCAACGAAAACGACACAAUUUCCCAAGCUCAGGCUUAGAAGUAUGUGCCUAGGCGAGGUUACUGUUUUUGAAGAAAGGUUGGGGCGAAUUAAUUUAUUAUGUACAUAGGUUAUGUGAAAUAAAACUGUGGUCGUUUUCCACCAAAAUAUGUGAACCUUUAUUCGCUACUAUUAUUUUUAACUUAUUUAGGAAUCCGUCAUUGUCAUAAUUCUCAGGAACUGCUUAAAUUUUGGGAGUGCUAAGGAAAAAGACCUGGUUUUGGGCCGUUGGUAUGGGCUGAUCAUAAUUAUUAAAUCCUAAGUAGGUAUAUUUGGGGUCUUGUUAACGAACCUCUAUUAACUGUUUUUACCUCGUGUUUUGGUAUUACACAAAUCAAAAUCUCUACAUAUUCAGCUUCGUAUGUGUAGCCUCUCUUUUAUCAAAUUUCGAAAUCGUGGUGCCUGGAUAAGUUGCACUAGCAAAUCAUGCAUUUGGUGUCGAAAAUAUCUGGUAUAUAUAGACACCUUAGAACGCUAAGCACUUCUUAUGUCAUACCAAGGAAAUGAGUACACGAACUCCCUGGCGUAUUUGGCCUUCACAUUUUAUUUAACUUCCGCAUCCUUUGAUUGCUGUUAGACAAAAUUACCUGAAGAGGACCGUCUUUUAUUGUUUCUUUCGUGCAUCUUUAAAAUCUCUGAAGCCCCAAAUAAUUGUAUUUGGGCAACUGAACUGGAGUCAAACCGUCUUAAAUUUAAUCAAUUAGCCCCUCAUUUUCAGUGCCAUGGCACUGUAAAAUGUCUUGAAACACGAAUCAGCGGGACGACCUAAGUCGUCUUUAAUUAAUACAGCAGUCUUAACCAGCUCCCUGGACAGAAACGGGAGCUCAACUUAUAAAUGCAUGAAAUGAGUACGGUUUUGAGCAUUUGUUAGGACAGAAACCGCAAAAGGUGGGUGAGCGUAGUAAAAAAUAUUUUUGUUUGCUAACCGUAUGUGCAUUUUGAUACAAAUUACGUCCAUUGAAAUGAUACUUUGCGUCUCAAUUCAGCUAUUCUGGCUGGGUUCCUGGGCGUCACCAUUACCAACAUGUGUUCCCUUUUUGGUGCCAUCUGUAUACCGGUACAGAAAAGAAGCUGUUACCCCAUGGUGCUUACAAUGAUGAUUGGACUUGCCGUGGCAGCCCUCUGUUCUACUGCUCUACUCGUUCUACUCCCAGAGGUAGGCACUCAAGAAAAGACUCUGACAAUGUCCACUGAAUAUUAAAACAUGAGCUCGAUUUCGUUUGCUCGCACCGAACUUUUGGUAGACAUUUUGCAACUUUAACGCGCUUUACUUUGCUGUGAGUAGGCAUAGUUAAUCGUCUUUUUGAGUUACUGGCGUAGGAAGCAAUGCCGGUUGAUGGAACGCCUUUGAGUCCUAUCAGCGGGGUCAGGGCUAGCUUAGUGAGGAUAGGCCCUUAAGUGAAAUGUUAUAGCCGUCUGUAAAGCAGAACUUAGUCAUGAAUUACGCAUAUUCUGGCCAUGGUCAGACACUAGAACGUACCUCCAACAAAAACGGAACUACCCUGCCUAAUCUUCUUCCUUUUCUGUUCAGCUUUACUUCCGAAGUCAGGUUUUUCGCAUAUUACUUUGAAGCUCCUGCGAAUAAAUUAGGGAUUGAAAGAUCCGUGAAGAAAAGAACGCUGUUCCGCAAACUCAUUCAUAUGCAGUAGUACACACACGUCCCAAUGCAAGUCUUCGCAUCUCAACCCGAUAGCUUAUUUCGGACUAAAACACACGGCAGUAGCAUAUUCUGCGUCGUCUUAAGUCUCAGAUCCACAAAAUAAACCUUAUGAGCAAGUUUGUUGGAGAGCAGCCUAUAUAAAGGCGUGUUUUUCGGUUCAAAAUUAUUCACUGUAUUAAAAAAUGAUAGCUACACAAUUUUGCUAUCAUGGAUGCUUAAAGUAAAUUGUAGUACUUACAAUCCUAUUCAUUUUUUUAGAAGAGCGAAUUGCUUUUUCGAGGUUACAUUUGUCCCAGUUGGGACAAACACUCCGACCUCGGUGGGACUCGAACCCAUGGCAGCAGUCACAAGGUUUAGGUACGGCCAGCGCCCUAGUCACCUGAGCUACGAGACCCUUCCGGGAGCCGUUAGUUUUGUCAUAUUUGGGUCAAGUUACCCACCCAACCUACGACGUAUGGAAUCGACUAAUUCUUAUACAGUCAGCUGACUGUCCAAGCAGGAUUUCCUUGGCAAUCAAUCUAGAAUCAACUAGGUUAUUAAUUGGCUCCCUCAAUUUAUGAGCUCGCAAGAUCUUAUAUCGUAGCUGUGCCUGUUAGGGGUUAGGGGCUAGAGCGGGAAUUCAUCCUGAGUUCGUGUCCUGGGGCUGGCAUAUACUAACGUAGGGGGCUGUCCCUUUAUGUAUAAACUAACUUCUUCUCCCCAGCUUAUCCAUAGUGUUCCUGUCAAACACAUAAUCAUAGUCUUGUUUCACAAAUCGGUAUUUGUAUGCAAAGUUAAUGCACGAGUUUAUUUUAUUUAGAGCAGUUCGAGAGAGCUCAAUAAGUAAUUUCAGUAAUGCAAUAUUCGCUCACUCCUGGUUGCCUAUCCUGACAGUUCGACCGUCAUUGCCGACGAUGUCCACCGUCUGUUCCACAGUAAUGUGAGAGUAUAGUGACACUAACUACUGCCAUCGCGGUAAUUUGAGAGGCGGGGACGAUUAUAAUGACAGACAUGGAAAUUUUGAUUUAGACCAAAAGGUGGUGGUGGUGGUGGUAAUUCUGAGAGAACUAAAAUAUAUCAUGAGAUACAGUGUUUUCAGAGGCAAACUACCAGUCUGAAAACAUUGUUGGAUGCCCUUAAGCAGACAGUUUAGGUUGCUACAACAAAUAAAUUCAUACUGACCCAACUGUGAAAAACUCAGCGCCUAGGUGGGAUUUGAACCCACGCAGUAAGGAGAAGGCUUUAGUACAGCCAACGCUCUAACCACCUGAGCUACUAGACCCCAUCGGACGACUCGAUUUUAAUCAUAUUUGGGUCAAAUUUACCCGCCAAACCUACUGCAAUGUCUGGAAUCCACCAAAUCUGAUACAGUAAGUUGACUGCCCAAGCAGGAUUUCCUAAGUAAUUCACCUAGAAUCCACCAGAUGAAUACCAGGCUCACGUAAUUCAUAGGUAUUUUGGCAGAUUUUGAAUAAUUCAUAUUGGCCCAACUGUAAAAAACUCAAAGUGAUGAAAAUGUGAUUAAACUCGAGUCGUCCGGCGGGGCCUCGUAGCCCAAGUGGUUAGACCGUUGGCUGUCCUAAAGCCUCAUUCUUACUGAGUGGGUUAGAAUCCCACCGAAGCGCCGAGUUUUUCACAGUUGGGUCAAUAUGAAUUAUUCAAAAUCAGCCAAAAUACCUAUGAACAAAUAAAUUCUCGAGAAGUAUUUAAUAAAUCAAACCCUCUGGAGGCGCCUCCAUAUAUUCGUUUCGCUGCAGACUGUGAGGGGAAAGGGUUCAGCUUAUUUGGAUGUCGUUGAUUAAAUAAUUUAGAAGGCAUGUCGCUUGCAAGCGGGGACUAAGUAUGUAUUCUAACAGUUUUCUAUCCUUUUGUUUAGGCCCUCGAUUUGCAUUUGCAUGAAGAAGAAUCCUCAGCACUUCAUCCCCUCACGCUGAAGCUGAUGACAGUUCUGGCUGGUGGCGCAUUCUUUUACGUCCUUGAAUAUAUCAUAAUGCGGUGUCCCAAGUUCUGCCAGGCAAGUCUAUUUUAA